Molecule: messenger RNA, 4064 nt
Organism: Manihot esculenta (cassava)
Lineage: Eukaryota; Viridiplantae; Streptophyta; Magnoliopsida; Malpighiales; Euphorbiaceae
Product: U-box domain-containing protein 44
Exons: 3
Coding region: 1274-3772 (832 amino acids)
Molecular function (GO): protein binding
Source: RefSeq, a predicted model, not a curated record
AAUCUGGAGAAUGGAGUGCUUGUCCUCCUUCCAUUUUUGUUGAUAUAUUGUUUAAUGAUAAGAAUCUAUUUUAUUUUCAAAAAAGAAAAACUAGUCAAAUUAUUGAAAUUUCUUUUCAUACUCGCUGUAAAAGCAUGAGUAUAAGAAAGAGUAUUAGGUACAUGUAAAUCCAUCCUUCACACAGUAAAAGUGAUAUUGGAGUAUUUGAUCAUUGCUAACUUCUUUUGACUCAAAAACACAUGAACUAUUUUAAAUUAAACAAAUUCCGAUUCAUAUUUUUUGACCUCGUCCAUUUCUUGUUCCAAAAUUAGUGGGUCAGACACCGGUUCAUGUUCAAACUCCCAACACGAUGAAGGAUCCUUGAGCUGGCUUGACCUGAAUCCUAAUACGGGUGAUGACCCAUGUUAUGGGUUUUGACCAAACCCAACUUACAAAUCGGUGAAUUUGGUUUCUCUGUGGCACAGAAAAAACAAUGGAGUUUACUCUCUUCUCUGUUUUGCCAUUCAAAGCUCGGAACAUGGAAAACUCUGUUUGUUUGACUCGGGCAAUUAAGAAGAAGAAGAAAAUUGAUCCUAUUAUCAACCAAAGAGUCAUAGCCGACCAAUGAAGCUGUUCCAAAAGUAUUCCCUUCUUCACAAUACUUCAAACAAGAAGCCUUCAAUUUCACGCCCUGCAGGAAAAAAAAAAAGGUUCUUAUUUAGUUCCAGAAUGAGGAGGAAGAGGACAAAUAGGUGAAUCCAGCAGGACUAACACUCUCAGUCUUCGGUGCAUCGCUAAUAGGUCGUUUUCUUCGGUUUCUUCUUGUGGGUGCUUUUCUCUAUCUUUUACUUGCUUGUAGUUCCCGUCCAAGACGAAUUAGUGCAAAAACAAACAGGGUUUUGUUGGAGUAGUCAAGCUUUCCCAUUUCUUCUUCAGGUUCAUUUCCUCGUUAGUUCUUCUCCUCUGGAAAUGUUGAACUUUCCUCGCUUGGUGACAUUUUGAAUUCUUUGAAUUUUGUUGUACACAGAUACACAUGUAUUUUACGUCCCUUACUUGAAAGUUUCUUCUUGUUUUUAUCCUCAAUUUGGUCUCAUUAUUCAUUUAAUUCCUUGAUAAUCUUCAGUUGAAUUCAAUCCUGUCUAUGUAAACAUUUCCUCUCUCAAAUUUCUGUUAAGCUUUUUCUUCUAUUGAAUUCUGGAAUACUGGUUUGAUAUUUCUCUCCUGUCAAUACUCUCAAUAUUUCGUUCCUCCUAAAUCUCCCUAUCCACCACUUCACCGGAAAAAAGGAAACUAGAUGCAAAAAUGGGAGAGCAAAAGCUUCUCUGAGCUUGUAUCAGAGUUACAAGCCUCAGCAGAAGAGGUUGCAUCGCUAGCAAAGAACUCUGAAUACGAGAGAGAAGUCUUCACUGAAUUUGCAGUUCUGCUUGAGAAGUUCACGCCAAUUCUCAUAGAGUUGAAGGAAAAUGGUGAUGAUAUGGAUAGUCAAACAGUCAGAAAAGCAGUUGAAUCCCUUAAAAAGGAGCUUAGGCGUGCUAUGGAGUUCAUUAAAAGCACCGAAUCACCCUUCCAGCGGAUGGAAGACAUGACUCAAGAUCUUGGGAGAUCUUUAGGCCUUGUGCUCUUUGCAAGUAUUGAUGUGUCUCAAGAAAUCAAAGAAAAAGUUGCAGCACUGCAUAAAGAAUUGAUGAAUGCCAAGUUUAAUACCAGUUUAAGUACAAGUCUAUGUCCUAGUGCAAAUCCCAGUCCAAGACCAAGUCAAGAACCAUGGUUUGGGAAUGAACUGGACUCUCAGAGGGAAAUUAAGGUAGAAAGCAUUGUUCUUAGUAUUGAAGAUGUCGUAUUGCAACUUAAGUAUGGUAAUGAUGAAGAAUUUACGCUUGCACUUUGGGGAUUGCGUGAUUUUAUCAAGGAUCAAACUAUUGACAAAGAGUGGAUUAAUGAUGAAAGAGUUAUUCCAAUUCUGUUUAAUCGGUUAGGUUCAAUCAAGCCUCACAGCCGGUUGACUGUCAUUCAUCUACUAAGAAUCCUUGCUUCUGUUAAUACUGAAAACAAGGAAAAGAUGGCAGAUGUUGGAUCAUUAUCACUAUUGGUGAAAUCUUUGACACAAGAAGUGGAGGAGCAAAGGGAAGCUGUAGGACUUCUAUUGGAACUCUCGGUGAUUUCUGCAGUUCCGCGGCGUAUUGGAAGAAUUCAAGGCUGUAUUUUUGUGCUAGUCGCUAUGCUUAAUGGUGAUGACCCAACUGCCUCUCACAAUGCAGGAGAGUUGUUGACUGCAUUGUCAAGCAAUACUCAAAAUGCGCUUUAUAUGGCUGAGGCUGGUUACUUUAAACCUCUAGUGCAUUACCUAAAGGAAGGCUCUGAUAUGGCUAAGGUCCUCAUGGCAACAGCAAUUGCAAGAAUGAAGCUCACUGAUCAAAGUAGAGCUUCCCUUGGUGAAGACGGGGCAAUUGAACCCCUAGCCAAAAUGUUUAAAGCUGGAAAUCUUGAAGCCAAGUUAUCUGCGUUAAAUGCAUUGCAGAAUUUAUCAAUGUCAACGGAAAAUAUAAAGCAUCUAAUCAGUUCAGGCAUUGUAGUCCCCCUGCUUCAGCUGCUAUUCUCUGUCACAUCUGUGCUCAUGACUCUUCAGGAACCAGCAUCAGCCAUACUUGCAAAGAUAGCUGGAUCUGAAUCUGUUCUGGUUAACCAAGAUAUUGUUCAGCAGAUUCUCUCUCUUUUGUAUCUGUCCAGUCCAGUAGUUCAGUUUCAUCUCUUACAAGCACUCAAUAGCAUUGCUUCCCAUUCUAAGGCUACCAAAGCAAGGAAAAAGAUGAGGGAAAAUGGUGCAUUCCAGCUUCUCUUGCUCUUCCUCACAGAGACUAGUAUAAAAAACAGAACUGCUGCCUUAAAUUUGCUCUACACUCUUUCUAAAGAUUCACCAGAAGAAUUGAUGGAACAGCUCGGAGAAUAUCAUGUUAAUAACAUUGUAAGUGUUGUCUCUUCAUCAACAUCUGAGGCUGAAAAAGCUGCUGCAAUUGGAAUACUGAGCAAUGUCGUCGUUGAUAAUAAGAAAGCAACAGGUGUACUUGAGAAAUCUAACUUGCUACCGGCUCUGAUCUUAAUCAUGAGUUCAAGUGAAUCAACUUCAACGCCCACAACAAGCUGGUUAAUGGAGAACAUCGCAGGCUUAUUUAUUCACUUUACAGCUCCCUCUGAUAAGAAACUACAGCGUCUUUCUGCAGAAUUAGGAGUGAUUCCUUUGCUUGUGAAGUUGCUGUCAACUGGGUCAUUGGUUGCCAAGUGUAGAGCUGCAACCUCACUAGCUCAACUGUCACAGAAUUCAUUAGCUCUAAGAAAGUCCAGAAAAUCGAGGUGGACAUGUAUUCCUCGUUCAGCAGAGGCUUUUUGCGAAGUUCAUGAUUGCUACUGCAUUGUCAAAAGAACAUUUUGUUUGGUCAAGGCUGGUGCUAUCUGUCCACUGAUCAAAAUAUUGGAAGGAGAAGAGAGAGAAGCUGAUGAAGCUGUUCUUGAUGCACUUGGAACUCUAUUUCAAGAUGAAAUAUGGGAAAGUGGAAGCAACUAUAUGGCUAGAAUGUCAGUUUUCCAAGCAAUAAUAAAGAUUUUAGAAUCUGGAAAUGUAAAUGCUCAAGAAAAAGCACUGUGGAUAUUGGAGAGGAUCUUUAGAAUUGAGGAACACAGAACAAGAUACGGAGAGUCUGCUCGGGGAGUGCUCAUCGAUCUUGCACAUAAUGGUGAUCCGAAAUUAAAAUCAACAGUUGCAAACGUUUUGGCACAGCUGGAGCUCUUGCAAGCUUAGUCUAGUUACUCCUAAGAGAAUUCAACAUUCAUGCAAUUUGUUUCAUACUUUCAUGCGCAUGGUCGCUUCGUGACUCUGUUCACAUUAUUUAGCUGUUAUUACUUUGACUGAUUCCGAGUCUUUGAGGCAAAGGAUUCGCAAGAAAUUACAGGCUUAGUGAAGUAGAAAUUUGUUGCAUCUUCUGAAUUUUGCUGGUAUUCUGAUUAUUGAAAAUAAGGUCAGAUCUGAAAAAUAUGCAGAUAUCGUACAAUGAAUCAAUCAGGUUCAGAAUCUUUCUUCUUUGUCACCAGAU